AUGUCUGGGAGGUGCUUCGGUCGUCGGCGUGGGAAAGGUAGGCCGGCGAGGCGGUCACUGCUUAAAGCGCCGUCUCUUGCACGGCCUGUGCAACGCAGAGAUGGUGACCACGGAGGCUCGAUUCUUCACCAAGCGCGAGACACCAGAAGCGCGUUGAUUGAGUUGGCACCCCAGCAGCAUCUGUGGAUCGAGACAGACCUACGGGACAUGCAAGACGGCUUAGAGCUUUCGCCGGGAGAUGGCAUACUUUGGCUGGUGGCGGCUUUGGCGCAAGUCUGCCAGGAGUACGCUGCCGACUGCUCCGCGAAGGUUGAGACUGAGGUGCCCCGACCCGCCCCACCGGUUCGAACACACCGUCGGCAAGAGGUCCCUGCACGGGCCGACGCGAGAAAGGCAGACCGGAUCGCAAGCAAGCUCGUCCAUCAACCGCAGCCUACGCCACUGAACGUCAUCAAGAUUUGUUGA
Symbiodinium sp. CCMP2592 is the source of this 465-nucleotide messenger RNA. Lineage: Eukaryota; Dinophyceae; Suessiales; Symbiodiniaceae. The record is from the annotation of a GenBank genome assembly.